AUGGCAACGAGAACCCCCAACCUUUCGGCGGCGGCGAGGUCUCGCCGGAGCAUGCCGCCGCCGCCAACGCCAGCCGCCGCUCUGAGCCCUCCCUUCUCCCCUGCCCCGUUGCGCGCCCGCCGUGGCGCCGUCGCCGGGGCCGGCGCCGACUCCUCCUCCUCCUCCCCCGUCGAGCAACCAUGCGUCAGGCUGUGGGAGUGGUGGCUGGCGAGGGUGGAAGGCGAAGAGCGGAAGCUCGCAGUCUCCGGGUACACUGAAAAGAACGACGCGUUCACCUCUGCGCCCAUAGCAAAGCGUUACGAGCCUCUUACGAUUGAAGAUGAGGACGGGGUUGUGGUGCUCCUUGUUGGUUCAUUGAGCUUGCCACGAAUGCAUGAAAAUGGAUUCUCUGCGCAGAUCUGCGAGAGGUUCAUGAUUGGAUUUCCGUUCUGGUGGGAGACCUGGGAUUCGCACAUGAAAAAUUUCCCGGAAUUUUUUAUCGAUCCACGAGAGGGUUCAACUCAAUUUUACCUGCAGAAAUUCCAGCUAGGCAAUUUUCUCGAAACAUUAGGACCUUCAUUCAUCCAGAACCUUCUUAAGGAUGCUAAGAACAACACAUUCGAUGAGGCUGGUACCUUCACAGAGUGUUCAAGAUUUGAGGAGUACACUUGUGGCAGUGAUAUCUCAACAAAGGAAAAAUCCGCAGAAUCAAAUGAUGCCAGACCAGCACUUGUAGCUAGUGAGGUGGAUAAUGUGGAAACAGACUUGAUUGCGAGCAGCCCUUCGCAACAAAAAGAUAAUGUAGACAUUCAUUGUAAUUUAAUUCUUGGUCCCACAGAUGCGUGUACUAGCGAUGAGACUUGCCAAGAGACAGGAAAUCAGAAUGAUACCAUUCAUCCAGCAGCAGUGGAACUGGAAGCUGGUGGCCAUCUUGUCAACUCCAAUUUGAUUUUUAAUAGGUCCCCUGACUGUAUGCCCAGAGGCUUGGAAGAUGAAAAUACAAGUGCUGGAAACUCAGAGGGUAUGGUGUCUAAAUGUCUUUUAGAUGCUGUACCACCUGAAAAGGAUAAUUUCUGCUCAGACAUUGCCGGCACUUUGCAAGGUGUAGAACCCUUGAGUUAUGAAAGUACCCCAUUGGCUUCAUUGAAGAAUCAAGUCUGCUUGGAAGGAACUGAGCUCAUCACAGUUACUCAGAAGGCAGUACCAAAUGAAGAUACAUCAACUCCAGUUCAUUCAGAUGCGCAAUCUCUGGAAAAAAUUGUAGGCCCAGCAGAGAAGCAAAAAUCUGCACAGAAUCUGUUGAGGACUCCUACUAAAUCGCCAAUGGCUAGAAGUCCUAUUUUAUAUGUGCGAUCUUCACUUACUCCUAGUAAGGCUAAGGUGCUAUCUGCUCCCAAAAUUGAAACUCUUCAACUCAGAAGCUCUAGAUCAGGUCGGCUGAUAGUUCCACGUUUGGAUCCAGCAACCCAAAGCAUUAUCUAUAACACGGAUGGUUCGAUCAGCGGUGUAACCAACUCAGAGCUUCAACGGCCUCAAGGUUGUGAAUCGGAGCGUCCUGCUAAGAGGAGGAGAAAGUCUCAGUGUCCAACCCCAUACCGUGGCAGGUUGCUGCAGUUCGAUGGAAAUAUAUAAUGGAAAUUCUGGCUAGUAGCUUAAGUUCAGUAAUGCACAUGACCUUGGACAAGAAAGGUUCAGUAUGCACAGUUGCGCACUGAUAGGAAAUAAGCUUAAACAAAAAUCAGAUUUAACACCUGACGAGACAAGUUUGGCGGCGAUGCUUUUGGGCUAAUUGGAAGAUUCUGACCUUUUGGAGUGAAAUAUUUCACAAGAACGUUAUUGAUUAGAAAGAGAAGUGUCUCUGUUUGGGAAUCUCUUUUGACUGGUUCGAGCAAAGGGCUUUGCCAUAAAAAGUUCUUGCAUUGCUUUCUAGCAGAUGUUGGUGGAAUGGAAGAAUGUGGGAAGAAACAAUGAAGAAGUUCUUAUUUGUU
Molecule: messenger RNA, 1967 nt
Organism: Lolium rigidum
Lineage: Eukaryota; Viridiplantae; Streptophyta; Magnoliopsida; Poales; Poaceae
Exons: 10
Coding region: 1-1611 (536 amino acids)
Source: RefSeq, a predicted model, not a curated record